UGCGCAUGCUGCGAAAGUCCCAUAUAUCUAAUAAGUUUGUUUUUCAAACAUCUCUUCUUCUGUGUGGGUCUGUGACCAAUUCUCUGAAAGUCCCAGAAAUAUAUACAGAAGCCAACCAUGGGAACUCAAGCUUAUGAUCAGAACGGUCAGAACAUUAAUGCCCGGACAGAUGUGGAUGAAAAAUUUGCGAGGCAGAAGGAAAUCGAUGACUGGCUUCCAAUCACAUCUUCAAGGAAUGCAAAAUGGUGGUACUCCGCCUUCCACAAUGUCACGGCCAUGGUCGGAGCCGGUGUCCUCAGUCUUCCCUACGCCAUGUCAGAGCUUGGAUGGGGUCCUGGGGUUGCAAUUCUAAUCCUGUCAUGGAUCAUCACACUGUACACUCUAUGGCAAAUGGUUCAGAUGCAUGAGAUGGUUCCGGGGAAACGUUUCGACAGAUAUCACGAACUUGGUCAAUAUGCUUUUGGAGAAAAGCUUGGUCUCUACAUUGUUGUGCCUCAACAACUUGUGGUUGAAGUUGGUGUGAACGUUGUGUAUAUGGUCAACGGUGGAAAAUCACUCAAGAAGUUCCAUGACACCGUCUGCCCGUCCUACAAACAAAUCAAGCUGACUUACUUCAUCAUGAUAUUCGCCUCGGUUCACUUUGUGCUUUCCCACCUUCCAAACUUGAAUUCCAUCUCUGGUGUCUCUUUGGCUGCUGCAGUUAUGUCCUUGAGUUACUCUACCAUUGCUUGGGGAGCUUCAAUAGACAAGGGUGUUAAGGAUGAUGUAGCAUAUGGCUACAAAUCCAAGUCCACUGCAGGAACCGUCUUCAACUUCUUUAGCGCACUUGGAGACGUAGCUUUUGCCUAUGCUGGGCACAAUGUGGUCCUUGAGAUCCAAGCAACUAUUCCAUCCACCCCCGAAAAGCCCUCGAAAGGACCGAUGUGGAGAGGAGUCAUCGUCGCCUACAUAGUCGUCGCUUUGUGCUACUUCCCCGUUGCACUCGUUGGAUAUUAUAUCUUUGGCAAUAGCGUUGACGACAACAUCCUCAUCACUUUAGAGAAACCCGCCUGGCUAAUCGCAAUGGCUAAUAUGUUUGUUGUCAUACACGUUAUUGGAAGCUACCAGAUUUACGCGAUGCCGGUGUUUGACAUGAUAGAAACUGUACUGGUGAAGAAGUUGCACUUUAGACCUAGCUUCAUGCUUCGUUUUAUUACACGUAACAUAUAUGUUGCCUUCACAAUGUUUAUUGGCAUUACUUUCCCUUUCUUUAGUGGUCUUCUUGCGUUCUUUGGAGGUUUUGCUUUUGCCCCAACAACAUACUUUCUCCCCUGCAUCAUGUGGCUUGCCAUCUACAAACCAAGGAAAUACAGCUUAUCUUGGUGUACCAACUGGAUUUGCAUCGUACUUGGUGUACUUUUGAUGAUUUUGUCACCAAUUGGAGGACUUAGACAAAUCAUAAUCCAAGCUAAGACCUACGAGUUUUACUCUUAAAUUAUCUCUCCUUAGUAAACGGGUUGUAAAUUUUGAGGCAACUACAACCAAUUUCAUAGAAGGAAGAGAGAGAAAGAAUGAUGGCAACAAGCUAAUCAUGGGCCUGACAAAAGUCAAACAGACCAUUCAAAGAACUGAAGAAGUAGACUUGUUGUGAAACAUGUAGUUGCCAAUUGUCUGAGGCAAAAAGAAAAUAUUUGUAAUUCAAUAGACUCAGAGAAGCUUAGUCCAGGCCUUCCCUUACCAUUUAUUAUGUUUUUGUAUGUAUGUUUUGGCAUAUUGGUACACGUGUGAAAUAUUAUUAUAUUUACUUAUCCACACUUUCACUUUCGAACUGAUAAAAGCAAAUUGCUUCAAUUGCUUUUUAUUUCAUUACUCCAA
Morus notabilis is the source of this 1854-nucleotide messenger RNA. Its product is annotated as lysine histidine transporter 1. NCBI's taxonomy places the organism in Eukaryota, Viridiplantae, Streptophyta, Magnoliopsida, Rosales, Moraceae. Gene Ontology annotation, cellular component: plasma membrane. The transcript is spliced from 8 exons. Bases 118 to 1473 code for a protein of 451 amino acids. The record is from RefSeq and is a predicted model, not a curated record.